CGCUCCCCGGGAGAAAGCGUCGCGGGUGGGGGAACGACCAUGGGGAGACAGAUCCCCGAGCCGCGGAGGGGAGAGCAACCACGCUGAGAAGCUUCCCGUCCAGAGGCAGCUCCGGCGGGGGGGGCGCUGACACCCCCACCCCGCCCCUCCAUCCCCACAAGAAUCUCCUGCCGCUGCCCCCGAGACGGAUGAAAGUUCCCGAGAGGACCGGGGGGGAGAGGCCGAGCCGAGGCUGGGUCUGUCCACCGCCCCCCCCAGCGGGCGUGUGACCUCGCCCCCUCCCACCCUCUCCACCCCUCGGGACUUCGGGAGGGGCGGCUGGGGCCGGGGCUGGGGCAGCCCGGGCGGUCCCCGACCCCCCAGCCCCGCGCGGCCCGCGCGGCCCUCGCUACAAAGUUGCAAAGCCCCCGCGUUCCGGAUGGAAUUCUGUGUUGCAGCUUAGUCCCGAAGGCGGAAAGAACGAGGGCGCGCGGGCGGGAGAGGAGACGCCGAGGGGAGAGCGGAGCGGAGCGGAGCGCCGGGGGAGCCUGUGCCUGCUGCGGCCGCUGGGCUGUUGACUCCCCGACGUUGGAAUAGUCCUCGCGGUGGGGGGAGGGGGUCCUUUGCCUGACCCUCCGCUCUUCAUUUAAAAAGAUUUCUCCGGGGGGUGGGAGACUUGGAGUUAUACGGUGGGUUCUUUUUAUUCCAUUUUUAAAAAACCGUCCUGGGGGUUGGAGUCAAGGUCAUCGAGCCGCUUUCCACUGGCUGUGGCGUCUAACCCCGGUGGAUCCCUAGGGGCAGCGAGGAGGACUGCCUGGCGUGGGGCGGCAAGCACGGCCGGGGCCGUGGAAAUGGAUGGGAAGGUCCGGCAGAGCCGCCGGUCUCGCUCCCAGAGGGACCGCGUGAGGCGGAGGGAGGCGGCCGCCCGCGAGGCCCGGAAUCAGAGCCCGUCGUCCGGCUCGGAAAGGGAGCCCAGCCCGGGCAAAGAGAACACGAGCCAGAACUGCGCGCACCCCCGGGGCGCGGCGGCGGCGGCGGCGGCGGCGGCGGCCGCCCCCCGAAACGCACGCCCUCCGCGCCGCCGGCGCCGAGAGUCCAGCUCCCAGGAAGAGGAAUUGAUCGAUGGCUUUGCGAUUGCCAGCUUCAGCACCCUGGAGGCCUUGGAGAAGGACAUGGCCCUGAAGCCCCAGGAACGGAAGGAAAAGUGGGAACGGCCGGCCAGCAAGAAGGCCCGAGAAUCUGAGAACUGCCCCUCCACCGAGCCCAGUGAGAACGGCCACGGCCCCCGGGACCCGGGGAACUCGGAGCGCGAGGCCGAGCGGGGCAAGGAGCGAGUGAAGAAGAAGAUCCCCUUCCAGCUCGCCACUCAGAUGAAGGUCCCUUCGGGCAAAGGCGGCAGCAGAAACAGUGAAGAGGACAGUGUCCGAGAAGCGACCAGCUCCCAGUGGAGCAGCUCCCGGGACCAGCUCAGCGACAGCUCCGCGCAGGCCUUCUCGGGACGAGGCUACUCCUGUGACAGCGAGAGCGACGUUGAUGACAAGGCUUCUGUGGGCUCCGAGAAGCUCUUCGCUCCAGCAGCUAGUAAAGGUUUCUCGCUGAGUGAGAAGCCCGAGGCAAAGGCUCCCGUUGGGCCUAAGGUCUCAGGGCUGGAGCGGAGCCGGGAGCUGAGCACCGAGACCCCGUUUCUGCCACCUGUGCCCAGCCCCCCGCCCCCCACGGUCACCACAGUUCCCAUAGGCCCCCCCUCCAGCACCCAAGCCAGCCCUUUGGUGAAGAAGGAGGCCCCUCCCCCUCCCCGCCUCACUCCACAGCCUCAGCAGCUGCAGCCUGCACCCCCGCAGCCCCGGGCCCCACCCCAAGCACACGUGGGGCCCCCCCUGGGCACCUACCCCGGCCAUCCCCCUGCCACCCACAACGGCCUGCACAGCCUCAGCAGGAGCAGCAGCGCCAGCAGUGCAGCCAGCCUCGGUCUCCCCAAGCACGUGGCACUGUCCCCCCACGGGCCGGGCCCGGCCCUGCCUCUGUCCAUCUCCAACCUUGCUACCUCGCACUUUGCGCUCCGUUCCCAAGCCCAGCAUCAGCACCACGCGGCGGCCAUGUUUGCUGCCCCCCCCACGCUGCCCCCUCCCCCAUCGCUCCCCACCAACAGCCUGGUUAUCCCCGGACACCCAGCCGAUCACGAGCUGCUCAGGAAAGAGCUGAACACGCGUUUUCUGGUCCAGAGCUCGGAGCGGCCCGGGGCCUCAGGGGGCCCGGGCUCGCCACUGCGGGCGGAGUUCCAUCAGCACCAACACACACACCAGCACAUACACCAAUACACAUUCGCCCCCUUCCCUCCCGGCCCGGCCUCCACGCCACCACUCCUCUCGCCCUCCGCACCCGCCCCCGCCCCGUUUGACAAAUACGCGCCCAAGCUGGACAGCCCCUACUUCCGACAUUCCAACGUGAGUUUUUUUCCAUCCUACCCUCCUGCCAUGCCCGGGAUGGCCCCCUUGCUUGCCCACUCAGGCCCCUUUGGGUCCCUACAGGGAGCCUUCCAGCCCAAGACGUCAAACCCCAUCGACGUGGCGAGUCGCCCGAGCGCCGUCCAUCACACCCUUCUACAGAAGACCCCGGGGGUGUCUGACCCCUACCGGACGCAGGUCAGGAAACCAGGAAAGUGGUGCGCCGUGCACGUGCAGAUCGCCUGGCAGAUCUACCAUCACCAGCAGAAGAUCAAGCAGAUGCACCUGGAUCCCCACAAGCUGGAAAUCGGUGGCAAACUGGACCUCUUCAGCCGGCCCCCCGCCCCCGGGGUGUUCCCUGGCUUCCAUUACCCCCAGGACCUGGCCAGACCACUUUUCUCAACCACAGGUGCUGCCCAUGCAGCCACCGCGCCGUUUGGCCCCUCGCCCCAUCACAGCAGCUUCCUGCCCACCGGCCACCUGACGGACCCUUUCAGCAGGUCCAGCACCUUCAGCGGCCUCGGCAACCUGGGGAGCAACGCCUUCGGAGGCCUGGGCAGCCACGCGCUGGCUCACAACAGCAUCUUUGCUCACAAGGAAACCCCAACCCUGCAGAGCUUUAACAACCCCCACGAGCCCUGGAACCGGCUCCACCGCACGCCGCCUUCCUUCCCAACUCCUCCUCAGUGGCCCAAGCCCGGGGACCCCGAGCGCAGCUCGUCCCUGAACAACCAUGACCGAGACCGGGACCCCGAGAAGGGCAAAGAGGAGCGAGAUCGGGACAUCAUGGACAAAAGCCGCCAUUCUAACCGCUCCUCCCCAGCCUCGGCGCCCGUGACCCAUCAGAUCAGCAACCUCAUCCGCAGCAACAGCCAGACCUCCAUGGAGCCCUCCCGGCCGGCCGGCCUGGGCGAGAGGGAGCCGCCCGACCGGCUCCGCGACGCCCCGCUGUCUGAGCACAAGGUCAAGGAGAGCCGCUCGCCCCUCAAGGAGGGCCUGGAGAAGCAGCCCCCCGAGGACGGCGGGAAGCCCCUCAUCCAGUCCGUGUCCCCCUACAGCAAGCCCAGCCUCAGCGAGAGCCUCAAGCUGAGCGGCCUCGUCACCGCCAAGGAGCUGGAGCGCAACCCGGAGCCGCUGAGCGACCUCUCCAAGCUCAAGAACGACGUCAAGGUCAAGGAGGAGCGCAAGGAGGACGGAGACGUGCUGGUGGUGGGGGCGGAGCCCUCGCGAGAGCCCGCCACAGCGCCCUCCCUGCACGGGCUGCCCCUGGCCCACUCGAUGGCCACUUCAGUGCCACUGGCCAUGGGGGGCGUGCACCCCAUGGGCGGCGUGAAUGUGCUGGACCGUUCGCGCGUGAUGACGCCGCUCAUGGGCAUGAGCCCCCUGACGGGGCGGGAGAGGCUCCCCCACCCGGGCUUCUCCUGGGAUCCGCUCCGCGACCCCCUGCGGGACACCUACCGCAGCCUGGACCUGCACCGCCGCAUGGACCUGCAGCUGCGCUCGGACUCCCUGCACCGCCUGCCCGCGGGCUCCGGCUUCUACGACCACGAGCGCCCCUACCGGGACCGCGAGCCCCACGACUACACGCCCGAGAGCCUGCUGGAGGCCCGGCGGGAGCAGCAAGAGCGGGAGCGCCUGCAGCUGCGCGAGGAGCUGGAGCGGGCCCGAGCACCACCUGCACCGCCGCCCAUGGAUGGGCACCUGGCGCACGUGCCCUCCUUCAUGCCCCACCUGGGCGGGAUGCACUACCCCAGACUGAGCCCGUCCGCCACUGCCCUGCACAACGGGAUCCUCAACAGGACCCCCCCCACCGCGGCGCUGAGCGCCCCGCCCCCCCUGGUGCCCGCCAGCGGUGCCCGGCCCCCCUCCCCACGCAGGACUACGCCCCUCACAAACUCUGAGGCCAGGGACUACUCCCCCUCCCGGAACCCCAAAGAAGUCGAGGCGCGGUAGUCCCCCUCCCCACCGAGAAUUUUAAAACUCCUGUACAUAAACAGAAUCUUUUACAAAAUGCACUGCUGUAAACUUUUUUUUUUUUUUAUGUAAAUUUGUAGAACUUUAAGCACAGUUCCAUAAAUCCUGGGGGUUAUACAAACUUUUCAACACAAAGGUUGUGUAGCAGGGGAAUUUAAUAUAUAGCAGAUUCUGGUGAUUUGGGGUUCAUGCACAGAAAUGGCUUAUUCAAAAAACAAAAAAAAAAAAUCGUUUGUACAUUUUUUUUCCCAAAUGUGAGAAGCAUUUUUGAUGCAUUUGUAUUUUUUUUUUAAUUUUGUGCUCUUGACUCGCUUUAAAAAAAAAAAAAAAAAGACUGGCUUUUUUUGUUCUUAGUUCGAUUUGCCGUUUAAAGUCCUCAGCUUAUUACUGAGAUUAUUCCCAGGGUUUCUUAAAGUCUUAUUUAUGGAGAAAACUGUUAUUUCAUACAGCGCACUGUGAGGCUCCUAGACGAGACCACCCGGUCCUUCCCUCCCCUUGGUACUUUGGAACCGAAGUUACAGAUAUAUAUUAAAAUAAUUAUUAAUAAUAAUAAUGUACAAAACUGUUUGUUUUUUGCCUUAUUAUAUUAUGCAGAAAUUUAAGAGGGAUUUUUUUGACUUCUUGUUUAAAAAAAAAACACCAAGGAAACAAUUGUAAAUAUCCUGUCAAUAUAUAUGUAAAACAUUAAAUUCUUAACAUAAGUAGACUUUAUAAAGAAAAACGGUUUCUAGAACCACUCUGGUUCAUAACAUGGUUACAGAACUCCUCUGCCAUCAAGCAGGAACAGUUUCUAAAGAUAAAUGAAGGUGGCAUCUAUAUACUUCAACUAUGCAAGAGCCCCAAGACAGGUUGCAUUGGGUGAUGGGCGGCGGGAAGGGGAUUUUCCAAAAUCGAGGCGCCAUACCACACCCAUUCCAACUUGUAGCUUUGGAAAGAGAACGGGAAAGGACACGUCCUGGGAAGAGAGAUUUUGCUUCUCCUAAACACGGAGAUGGUCCGGUGUGGGUCCGGAAGGGAUAGCAUAGAACGGAGGGGAGCAGAGGGACACCCUGAGUAGGGUUUGGGGCGUCCUUGCUGAGCGUACAGGGCAGCAGGAGGGACUGGCGGUCUCCGGGGCUAGCAGGAACAAUUUUCACAAUUUUCCAUGCAUCUUUAUGCUAAUUGUGCAGUGUUCUUACUGGAAUCAGUAAAUGAGACAAGUAGAAUAUUAGGAGUACUAAAAAAAAAGUCUACUGGUUGAUUUUUUUUUUUUUUAAUUAAAAGACAGAAGAAAUUCUGAUAUAUUCUCUCUAGUACAUGAAGACCAUCAGCCGAUGUUUGUUUCUGUGUGGUCCUUUGGCCGUGGCCUCUGUGGUAUGACUUGGUUUUGGUUUCCAGUUUUACUUUCGUGCAUAUAUAUAUAAAUAUACACACACAUAUAUAUAUAUGUCACCAUGUUUUCCUUGCUGUACACCUUCCUUAUGUGUUUAUUUUCCAAUGCCCAUGUUUUAUAUAGACUUAUCUCUAUCCCGGGUGCUUUGCCCUCGUUAAUUCUACCAUUCACUGCUGUUUUCUUUCCUCAACGCUGUAUUCUCCAUCCCCAUCCUUCCCUCACAACCCCCUGUAAUUUUAAACUUUUCGUUUCCUUGUAGAUCAAUGAAGAUAAAUACAACAUUGAUUUUGGAUGAAAA
This is a messenger RNA of Antechinus flavipes (yellow-footed antechinus), 6067 nucleotides long. RefSeq names its product fibrosin like 1 (gene FBRSL1). The record is from RefSeq and is a predicted model, not a curated record. NCBI's taxonomy places the organism in Eukaryota, Metazoa, Chordata, Mammalia, Dasyuromorphia, Dasyuridae.